ACUCCCGGCCCAACUCUCUCGCCGAGCAGAAGGUGAACGUAAAGCCCUGGUUUGCGCCGGGCCAAAGCAUCCUUUAGGAGCCACGGCCCCGAGGGAGAUUAUCAUGUCGGGGGUAAUCCGAGGAGGAGGAGGAGGAGCAACAGUUGGAGCGGUCGGGGGGAGGCGAGCUAAGGCAGGCAGAGCGGCUCGCCGCCCCACUUCAACCAUCUCACAGCUGCGAAGGAGAUGCUGAUGCUCACGAUCUUCCAAACUUUUUCUUCCUGUGCGAAUCUGCUCGGAAAGCUAUGAAAGUCCCAGGAAUGCGGAUUUGGAUCUUUCCUGCAAAGGAACACGAGUGAUCUUAAAGAAAGACGCUCAAAGGGCCCAAAUCAAGUCGGGACAGCUCCCUCUCCGGAGGGCGCAGCCGAGCCGAGUCGGGAUGAGAGUUCCUCACCCGUCAACACGGUGAUGGACUUUCCUGGAGGAGGUCAGCCCGAGACAAACGCCACACAGCUAAGUCUGGAUUAGCCGGCCCGAACGAGUCUCAAUGCUCCUCCACGCUCUAAGAUGAAGUUAUGGAAAAGUGCUACUUUUGCCUUCAUGCUCUGUGGCGCCGCCCUGUCCAUCAUCCUCGUUAGAAACAUGGCCACCACCGCCGGACACCCGAAAGCAAAAACUAAACACCAAGCCUCAUCUUCCUCCUCAUCCUCAUUCUCCUCGCGACAUACGUCAUUCUCAGGAACUCCAUCCUCAUCGCCAGCAGCCGCCUGGACCAGGGCGGGUCAUCGGAGGACACGCUCGGCAGACAACAUGAACUCCCUACUCUCAGAAUUGUCCAUGAUGUUCCAGAGCUUCACAGAAGGUGAGCUUCAGCACGUAGUGGGGACACUACUGGACGGGAAGAGACGGAAAAACCGUGAUCAAAGCCAGAGCCGAAGGACUAAAAGAGCCCGGCGGGCCAAGCCGUGCUCGGUGAGGGAACUGGAACUGACGGUGAGCGAACUGGGUCUGGGCUACGACAGCGACGAGACGGUGAUGCUGCGCUACUGCAGCGGCAAGUGCACGGCGCAAAGGCGCAACUAUGACAUCACCAUGGAGCACAUGAUGAGGACAGGCUUCCGGAAGAAAGGUCGCAAAGACAAGGUGGGCAACGGCCCCUGUUGCCGGCCCACCGCCUUCGAGAAGGAUUUCUCUUUCCUGGAUAACCGCAGCCGCUACCACACCAUACAGAACAUUUCGGCCAAGAACUGCGGCUGCGUAUGACCCCGCCCGGGCCGAGACUCACUUCUUCAUGCUGCUCUAAGCUCAUCCGACAUUGGAAAACUAUGGAAUAUAAACUCAACAUCAGGAAUCCGUUCAGAAGGAUACCGAGACAACGGACAAGUGGGCGGAUAGUGACUGCUAUCCGCGUUUGGUUUUUGUAUUCUCUUUUCUAUCUGUGUAGUAACACUGUAAGCAAUGGUGUCACAGCUAUGUAGCCACAUUACGUUCGUGCUUGUCUUGUCGUAGUACCGUGUGACCAACGCUGAGUCGCAGCCCGAGUAGUUGGACGCCGUCAUGGCAUUUCACGCUCCGAAGAGCUUUUGCAACGUUGGCCCCUCCAAGCAGGCAGGCAAAAAAACUGCCAGCAAAAUUGGACCGUACACGAACAUUGGCAGAAAAACCGUUGAUUGUCAAAUGUCACUCACAAAACUAGCAGGAAUAUUUUGGAUGAAGUCAUUGUCAAACUCAAGAUGCCCCAUCAAGCUUAAUCCUUGCAGCACCUCUAAUGUCAUCCCUAACCAAACGUAAAUUCUAAAAACAAUUUUAGGCAAAGCCCAAGACUGAACUUAAACUCACAUUUUACAUUCACAUGACUUCACGUUGUAAACGCUACGUCAACAUUUUCUCGUCGUACCUCAUUUCUCAAGCUAGUUCAUUAUCUGAACAAUUGAUUGAGUCAGUAUAUGCUGGGUGGAUAUAAAACAUUUUCUGCGUUCAUCUCUCAAAGUGUUGCAAUUAUUUAGCUGCGCAAGAAACUACCGACUUUGAGUCAUAUCCGUUCUCAGGAAAAGUCAUCUUUUAUCCCGACGAUGCUCGUUCCGCAAGCUAUUGGAUUUUCCUCAUCUGAACAAGAAUCGAUUCACAUCGAGUCAUAUUGUGCUCUGUGUCACUCUUCAUAUUGAGUCAGAACCUAGUCAGUAUACGCUGGGUUCAAAGGCAAAGCCACACUUGUUAGUCAAACUAAUUUAUUCCUUUAGCUGAGCAAGAGGCAAGUGAUGUUGAGUCAGAGCCAUCGAAAUUGGGUCGAAAACAAAAUCACGUAUUUACCGCUUGUUCCUCAAACUAUUUUGGGUUUUUUGCUUUGGAACAAUUUCUAAUGUAUACAUACGUACAUGUGAAACCCAGCAAAGUCUAAAUGUUAUUUGAAUCUUAUAUACACAAGGAAAGGGAACAACUUGCUGGUACAAGCGAGUUGUGUGUUUUUGACACUUACUAUCGAGGGAAAGCGCAAAGAGGAUUUUGGAGUACAGAUGACAUUGAAGGAAUGUGCCGCAGAAACAAUUAAAACAAUUCCAGCCUCCUCGUUACAAGUACAUGACUCACUUGCUUGGCAACAAUUAAAAGAAUAACACUAAAAAAACAAAAAGGAAGAGUGAAAGAAAGAUGCUGUCUAGACAUGUCCGUCUUGCUUCCACUGUUUGCUUUAUGCUAUCCCGGCGUGCCGCGCGUUCUCCCGAGCGCACACGAGCGUUGUCAGAAACUGUUGUGGCUUUUUUUUAUUUUUUAUUGACAGGAAUUUUGUGGAUGUUUCAUUUAUGUCUGUGUCAGACCCACACAAACCUCAGUCCUCCAGAUUACGCAAUCACAACAUGGAUGCUAAGUCACCUUUUAAAUGUAAUUAAAGUUACCAAUUAACUAUUGAGCUCCCUGUAUGAUCUUCCGUGGGGAAAUUAACGAUGAUGAAUGAUUUCUUUGCUUCGUGCAUGUUACUGACUGCAGUGUUACAGGAAAGUCUAUUAUUGAUGAAUUCUAUAGCUAUGUUCUAUUGACUCCAGUGUUAUUUAUUGUGUUUUGCGUAGAUGACUAAGGCUCCGCCUUUCACCUCCACACAUUCUGUCUGAAGCAGGGAUGGGGAACCUUUUUUCGUUUUUUCCAUCGUUUUCCAAUCCUAAUCCCAAAGCAAACUCAACCUGUAACCCAAUCCAAACACAAACCUUAACGACGUUUUUAUCCUUAAUCCCAACCUUCAUCCGAAACCCUGCCAAUUGACCCUCUCACAAAAAUCUUGCCAUGACGGGAAAAACUGCACUGGCAGUUGUUGUUACAAGGGCUGAAGCUAUGUUAUAAAAACACAAAAAGAGAAAAUGAAAGAGUGGAAUUAUUCAGAGUUUCGCUACUCUACCAACAGAGACUCUCCACACUUUGCUUUUUAGUCACAGGGAAAACGUUUGAUAUAAAUUAGCUCGUUAUUAGCGAAGAAACAAGACAAGCACAUAACAAUAACAAAUCGAAUAAAAUUUUGCAACAAGAUGGUUCAACUUUAACCUCCACAACAAGUUAUCCGAGGGCCAUCUAUGACGGCAACAAUCAAACAUAUUUGUCAUUGUAUAAUAGCAACAUUAGCGAGUUGGAUGUUCUUCUGACAUUCUGGAAGGUUUCCCCCAUCUCUGCGAUUGAGUCACACCCAGGAAAGACAUUUUUUUUUUUUUAAAUCACCUUCUCCCCUAACCCAACACUUAAAUUAUCCUUCCGCGUACAAUUGCCAAAACACUUGUAAUGACAAUCUCAAACAAAAACGUCUCAAGUAUCCGGCUGAUUGCAAACCCUCCGGAUGUAAUUUGCGGAUGUUUACACCAGCGGAUCUUUAAGGUAAUCCAAACCGUUGGUUAAUUUCACUCAACCCGAAAAUUACCGCCGCCUUCCAAAGAUCCAUCACUAGGCCGCUCGGCUUUUUGCGGAAAAAAAAAGCUAUUGUCACGAACGAUGAAACAUCACUUUUGGCAGUCUUGUGUUGGUUUUGUGUUUUGAAAUGUGCAGUGCAUCAUUAUUGUAGUUGACUUUGUCUAUUUAUUUGGGAAGUAAAUUAUGGUUCUGCGUAUUUAUUUAGUUUACAUACAAGCUUAUUAUCAGGAAGCAACUUUGUGCCAAAACAAUGUUUGUGAUCAUUCUAUACUGACUGCUGAAUAAACAUCAUUUCACAGGUA
Molecule: messenger RNA, 4166 nt
Organism: Syngnathus typhle (broad-nosed pipefish)
Lineage: Eukaryota; Metazoa; Chordata; Actinopteri; Syngnathiformes; Syngnathidae
Product: neurturin
Exons: 3
Coding region: 547-1242 (231 amino acids)
Molecular function (GO): glial cell-derived neurotrophic factor receptor binding; receptor tyrosine kinase binding; growth factor activity
Source: RefSeq, a predicted model, not a curated record